GGCCGCCGCUGGGGACGGAGGGCGCGGCGAGCGGACGCGACGGCCUGGCCAGGCGGGGCCCGAGCGGAGCAAGCCGGAGAGGGCCGCGCGCCUGGGGGGGCUCGCCCCGCGCCUGCUUCCUCCCCGCCCCGCGCGGGGCGCACGCGCGCUCUUCCCACCGCCCCUCCCUCCCUCCCUCGGCGCGGGGACCCCUGGCGGGCGGCGCGAGGACAUGGCCAGCGACGCCUUGCAGAGCGAGCCCCGCAGCUGGUCCCUGCUGGAGCAGCUGGGCCUGGCAGGUGCGGACCUGGCGGCGCCUGGGGUGCAGCAGCAGCUGGAGCUGGAGCGGGAGCGGCUGCGCCGGGAGAUCCGCAAGGAGCUGAAGCUGAAGGAGGGCGCCGAGAACCUGCGGCGGGCCACCACAGACCUGGGCCGCAGCCUGGGCCCCGUGGAGCUCCUGCUGCGGGGCUCCUCACGCCGGCUCGACCUGCUGCACCAGCAGCUGCAGGAGCUGCACGCCCACGUGGUACUGCCUGACCCGGUGGCCACUGCCCAGGAUGACCCCCACUCUCCCAGUGCGGGUGGCCCAGCCUGCUCGGCCACCAACCUGACCCGAGUGGCUGGCCUGGAGAAGCAGCUAGCCAUUGAGCUGAAGGUGAAGCAAGGGGCAGAAAACAUGAUCCAGACAUACAGCAACGGCAGCACCAAGGACCGGAAGCUGCUACUGACGGCCCAGCAGAUGCUGCAGGACAGUAAGACCAAGAUCGACAUCAUCCGCAUGCAGCUCCGCCGGGCGCUGCAGGCAGGCCAGCUGGAGAGCCAGACAGCCCCGGAUGAGGCCCAAGGGAGUCCGGACCUGGGGGCCGUGGAGCUGCGCAUUGAGGAGCUGCGGCACCACUUUCGAGUCGAGCACGCGGUGGCUGAGGGCGCCAAGAAUGUGCUGCGCUUGCUCAGCGCCGCUAAGGCGCCCGACCGCAAGGCAGUCAGCGAGGCCCAGGAGAAGCUAACCGAGUCCAACCAGAAGCUGGGGUUGCUCCGGGAGGCGCUGGAGCGGCGGCUUGGGGAGCUGCCUGCCGACCAUCCGAAGGGGCGGCUGCUCCGCGAGGAGCUUGCUGCAGCCUCGUCCGCAGCCUUCAGUGCCCGCCUGGCCGGUCCCUUCCCCGCCACACACUACAGCACUCUGUGCAAGCCCGCGCCGCUCACAGGGACCCUGGAGGUACGUGUGGUGGGCUGCAAGGACCUUCCAGAGACCAUGCCCUGGAACCCCUCACCCUCGGUGGGGGGGCCUGUGACCCCCGACAGCCGAACUCCCUUCUUGAGCCGCCCAGCACGGGGCCUUUACAGUCGAAGUGGAAGCCUCAGUGGCCGCAGCAGCCUCAAAGUAGAGACUGAGAACACCAGCGAGGUUAGCACUGUGCUCAAGCUGGAUAACACAGUGGUGGGGCAGACAUCCUGGAAGCCAUGUGGCCUCAACUCCUGGGACCAGAGCUUUACCCUGGAGCUGGAGAGGGCACGGGAACUGGAGUUGGCUGUGUUCUGGCGGGACCAGCGGGGCCUGUGUGCCCUCAAAUUCCUAAAGUUGGAAGAUUUCUUGGACAAUGAGAGGCAUGAGGUGCAGUUGGACAUGGAACCCCAGGGCUGCCUGGUGGCCGAGGUUACUUUCCACAACCCUGUCAUUGAGCGGAUACCCCGGCUCCGACGGCAGAAAAAAAUCUUCUCCAAGCAGCAAGGGAAGGCAUUUCAGCGCGCCAGACAAAUGAACAUUGAUGUUGCCACCUGGGUGCGGCUGCUUCGAAGGCUUAUCCCUAACACCACAGCCACAGGCACCUUCAGCCCUGGGGCUUCUCCAGGACCCGAGGCCCGGUCCACAGGCGAUAUAUCAAUGGAGAAGCUGAGCCUUGGGGCUGACUCAGACAGCCUGUCCCAGAAAAGUCCUCUGCGACCACCUUCCAGCCCACUGAGCCUGAGUUUCCCGAUCCAGGAAACACUCACCACUCCCAUGCUGCCUUCAGAGACCCAGGAGACCCCAGGCCCCACCCUGUGCAGCCCUCUGGGGAAGUCACCCUUGACCCUCGAGGAUUUCAAGUUCCUGGCAGUGCUGGGCCGGGGGCACUUCGGGAAGGUGCUGCUUUCUGAAUUCCGGCCCAGUGGAGAGCUGUUUGCCAUCAAGGCUUUGAAGAAAGGGGACAUUGUGGCCCGAGACGAGGUGGAGAGCCUGAUGUGUGAGAAGCGGAUCUUGGCGGCUGUGACCAACGCGGGACACCCCUUCCUGGUAAACCUGUUUGGCUGUUUCCAGACUCCAGACCACGUAUGCUUUGUGAUGGAGUACUCGGCCGGUGGGGAUCUCAUGCUGCACAUCCACAGUGACGUGUUCUCCGAGCCCCGUGCUGUUUUCUAUUCAGCCUGUGUGGUGCUGGGGCUGCAGUUUCUGCACGAACACAAGAUUGUCUACAGGGACCUGAAGUUGGACAAUUUGCUCCUGGACACCGAGGGCUAUGUCAAGAUCGCAGACUUUGGUCUCUGCAAGGAGGGGAUGGGCUUUGGGGACCGGACCAGCACAUUCUGUGGGACCCCGGAGUUCCUGGCACCUGAGGUGCUGACGGACACGUCAUACACGCGGGCCGUGGACUGGUGGGGGCUGGGCGUGCUGCUCUAUGAGAUGCUCGUUGGUGAGUCCCCAUUCCCAGGGGACGACGAGGAGGAGGUAUUUGACAGUAUCGUUAAUGAUGAGGUUCGCUACCCCCGCUUCCUGUCAGCUGAAGCCAUCGGCAUCAUGCGCAGGCUGCUGCGGAGGAAUCCUGAACGGAGGCUGGGGUCCACUGAAAGGGAUGCAGAGGAUGUGAAAAAGCAGCCUUUCUUCAGGACCUUGAUAUGGGACGCCCUGCUGGCCCGUCGCCUGCCACCUCCCUUUGUGCCCACUCUGUCGGGCCGCACCGAUGUCAGCAACUUCGACGAGGAGUUCACGGGGGAGGCCCCCACGCUGAGCCCACCCCGCGAUGCGCGGCCCCUCACAGCCACGGAGCAGGCAGCCUUCCGGGACUUCGACUUUGUGGCUGGGGGCUGCUAGCCGUCUCCGCUGCCCCUGCCCCAACCAAGCUCUUAGUUUUUAAAAAAGCCUUUGAGGUUUGCCCCAA
Messenger RNA from Manis pentadactyla (Chinese pangolin), 3113 nucleotides. RefSeq names its product protein kinase N1 (gene PKN1). The transcript has 22 exons. NCBI's taxonomy places the organism in Eukaryota, Metazoa, Chordata, Mammalia, Pholidota, Manidae. The coding region runs from base 212 to 3046 and encodes 944 amino acids. Gene Ontology annotation, molecular function: protein serine/threonine kinase activity; small GTPase binding; ATP binding. The record is from RefSeq and is a predicted model, not a curated record. Gene Ontology annotation, biological process: signal transduction; protein phosphorylation.